AUGCAAAUUGCCGCACUAGGAGUACUGCUGCUGCUGUAUGUUGCCACCGUGGUACAUGCACUCCACCCUAUCGUAAUCAAAGGCAACAAGCUCUUUGAUUCUGUCACCAAGAAUCAGUUCUUCAUCAAAGGUGUGGCGUACCAGCCGAGAGACGGCCAUGUAGUAAGGAAGGACAAUUUCAUUGCGGAUCCUUUGGCCGACGCCUCUGCAUGUGCUCGAGACGCAUCACUUAUGCAAAAGCUGGGGAUGAACGUGGUCCGUGUGUACGAAGUUGACCCUUCGAAAGACCACGACCAGUGCAUGAAAUCCUUUGCAGAUGCAGGCAUCUACCUGUUGCUCGAUAUUGCCACGCCAAAGUUCUCCAUCAACCGCAAGUCGCCAGAGUAUGACACGCGCCUGUACGAAGCCUAUCGUAAGACGGUCGAUGCCUUUUCCAAGUACGACAACAUGCUUGCCUUUAUUGCUGGCAACGAAGUGACCAACGACAAGACAAACACCCAGGCGUCGGCUUACGUCAAGGCCGCCAUUCGCGACAUGAAGAAAUACAUAAAGAGCACCAAGAAGCGCUACAUUCCCAUAGGUUACGCCAGCAAUGACGAUGAGUUCAUUCGCGAUGCCAUCAAGGAUUACUUUGUGUGUGGCGAAGAAGACGAGCAGGCUGACUUUUUCGGUGUCAACAUGUACGAGUGGUGUGGCGACUCGUCCUAUGAGAAAUCGGGCUACAAGGAUCGCACCAAGGAAUUCGAAAGCUACCACCGACCCGUGUUCUUGUCAGAAUACGGCUGCAAUCUGGUCACGCCACGCGAGUUCAGUGACGUAGAGGUGCUCUACGGCUCACAGAUGACGGAUGUGUGGUCGGGCGGCGUCGUGUACGAAUGGACCCAGGAGAACAACAACUAUGGCUUGGUCAAGAUCGCGAAUGGCAAGGCCGAGCUGAUGCAGGACUACACCAACUUGCAAAAGGCGCUCGCCAAGGCCAGUCCCAAGGGCGUCAACAUGGAUGCAUACAAUGAUCAGCGUCAGGCCCCCCAAUGCCCGGAGCACACACAGAACUGGAAAGCAGCAACAACACUGCCACCAACGCCUUCAAGUGGUGCGUGCAGCUGCAUGCGUGACACGUUGUCGUGCACAGCGUCCGACCAGGUCAGCAACACGGUGACUUCUGGGGGUGGUCAUAGCAACAGCUCGGUUCUCGGCGAUCAGAUCGACGUGCUUUGUGGUAUGGUGACUUGUGAUGAUAUCAGCGGUGAUGGCGAAAAGGGCCAUUAUGGCGCCUUCUCGUUCUGCUCUGGCACUGAAAAGCUGAGCUGGCUCUACAACUUGUACAUGGAAAAGAACAAGGGCGGCCGGUGCGAAUUCAAUGGCAAUGCCGAGGUCACUACACCCAAGCGCAAGGACGUUAAGACGUGUGCGGACAUCCAGGCCAAUGUGGACUCGACGAACGACGGCAGCUCGGGCGACAGCAAGAGUGCAGCAGUUUCGUGGUUGCAGCCAUCCUCCUUCAUUUCUUGGGGACUCCUAAUGACGGGUGUAAUGGUACUGACAGGCAGAUAA
Zychaea mexicana is the source of this 1554-nucleotide messenger RNA. Its product is annotated as Glucanosyltransferase-domain-containing protein. Gene Ontology annotation, biological process: fungal-type cell wall (1->3)-beta-D-glucan biosynthetic process. NCBI's taxonomy places the organism in Eukaryota, Fungi, Mucoromycota, Mucoromycetes, Mucorales, Lichtheimiaceae. The transcript is spliced from 2 exons. Gene Ontology annotation, cellular component: cytoplasm; fungal-type cell wall. Gene Ontology annotation, molecular function: 1,3-beta-glucanosyltransferase activity. The record is from RefSeq and is a predicted model, not a curated record. The coding region runs from base 1 to 1554 and encodes 517 amino acids.